GGCCGCGGGCGGUGAGGGGCGGCCGCGCUGCCCGGCUCCCGCCUCCUCCCUCCCCUCAGCGGGACGGCUUCUCCUCCCUCCGCCUGUCUUCCCUCAGCCAGGCGGCGGCUGGAGCCGGGUGUGGGGUUGUGGGGUCGUUCCGUGCCGGGCUGCGCGGCGGAUCUGGGCUCUCCGAACCCGCCAGCUUCUUUCCCUGUUUGCAUGUGCAUUGGAGCAGUGGGUGUUGCAGUCCUUGCAGGAGUGACACCAACCUCCUGCAGUCAUGGCAGACGAGGACCUUAUUUUUCGUAUGGAAGGCAUUGAUAAUGCCAGAACCACUCCAGCAGACUCUGGGAAUUAUCUUGAUGCUGAUAGUGAUGAUGAAGACAAUUAUUUUAUCUGUCCAAUAACUGAUGAUCCAGUUUCUAACAAGUCUGCCAAUACCAAAGUAGACAAUUAUUACAGCAAUUUAGCAAAAACUGAGCAGUACAGUUCAAGCUCUUCUCCCAGAAGCUUUAGCUUUAAGAAUGACACACAACAUCGUUCUAAGCAUGGCUCUGUGGUUGACCAUGGUCGGGAAACCUGGAAACAUGCCAUUGAGAAAGCCAAGCAGAUGCCUGAUCCCUGGGCAGAAUUUCAUCUGGAGGACGUUGAGAUGGAACACGCCACUCGUUACAGGUACAAUGCAGUUACUGGGGACUGGGUUGAAGAUGAAGUCCUUAUCAAGAUGGCUUCUCAACCUUUCGGCCGUGGUGCAAUGCGAGAGUGUUUCAGAACAAAAAAGCUGUCCAACUUCUUACACACUCAGAACUGGAAAGGUGCCUAUAAUUAUGUUGCCAAGAAGUACAUAGAGAGUGUAAGCAGAGAUGUUUAUUUUGAGGAUGUUCGACUGCAGAUGGAAGCAAAACUCUGGGGAGAAGAGUACAACCGGCACAAGCCACCAAAACAGGUGGAUAUAGUGCAGACCUGUAUUAUUGAAAUGAAGAACAGGCCUGGAAAGCCUCUCUUUCAUCUGGAACAUUACAUUGAGGGCAAAUACAUCAAAUACAACUCAAAUUCUGGAUUUGUGCGAGACGACAACAUUCGUCUAACUCCUCAAGCCUUCAGUCACUUCACCUUUGAGCGUUCAGGACACCAGCUCAUUGUUGUUGAUAUCCAGGGAGUUGGAGAUCUUUACACAGAUCCUCAGAUCCAUACAGAGGGUGGUACAGAUUUUGGAGAUGGCAACCUAGGUGUUCGAGGAAUGGCCUUGUUCUUUCAUUCUCAUUUCUGCAACAACAUCUGCAAAAGCAUGGGGCUUGCACCAUUUGAUCUUUCAUCCAAAGAGAAAGAUGCCUUGAAUUACAAUAAAAAAUUGCUUGAAUCUGCUCAGACAAUUCUCCGUGGCACGGAGGAGAGAUGCGGCAGCAGCCGCGUGAGGACGGUGUCGGGGAGUCGGCCCCCGCUGCUCUCCCGCCUGUCUGAGAACUCGGGCGAUGAAAGCAUGAGUGAUGUGGCCUUUGACUCCCUGCCCUGCUCUCCAUCCUCUGCAACCCCUCACAGCCACAAGGUGGACGUGCUUAAUUGGCCUGUGUUUAGUGAAGUAGAUAACUUGGAUCAGCUUGACAACAAAAGGGACUUCGAAAAUGGUGGAGACAGUGGAUAUCCGAGUGAAAAAAGAAGUGAGACAGAAGAUCUGGAUCAUAGAGAGAGGGGCCAUUCAAACAGCAACCGGAGGCAGGAGUCUGAUGAAGACAGUUUGGGAAGCUCUGCAAGGAUCAGUGUGGAGAAAUGGAAUCUUUACAACUCUUCCAGAGUCCACAUCCACAGACCAUCCUGUGUUGCCCAAGAAAUUCAGAGGCUCAAUGCACUAGAACUUGAAAAGAAAAUUGGGAAGUCAAUCCUUGGAAAGGUUCACCUGGCCAUGGUUCGCUAUCAUGAAGCCGGGCGCUUCUGUGAGAAGGACGAGGAAUGGGAUCAGGAAUCAGCCCUGUUCCACCUGGAGCAGGCUGCAGACUGUGGGGAGCUGGAAGCCAUCGUGGGCUUGGGCCUCAUGUGCUCUCAGCUGCCACAUCACAUCCUUUCUGAGGUCACUCUUGAGGAUACAAAGGAGAACAGAAAUAAAGGAUUUAAUUAUUUGCUGAGAGCAGCAGAAGCUGGAGACCGGCCUUCCAUGAUUCUGGUAGCAAGAGCAUAUGAUACCGGUGUAAAUCUUGGUGCAGACAGAUCCCAGGAUUGGAAGGAGGCACUGCACUGGUACAAUGCUGCACUGAACAUGACAGACUAUGAUGAGGGAGGUGAAUAUGAUGGCACUCAGGAUGAGCCACGGUACCUGCUCCUGGCCAGGGAGGCAGAGAUGUUAAUGAUGGGAGGGUUCAACCUGGAGAAGGAUCCACAGAGAUCAGGUGAGCUUUACACAGAAGCAGCAGAAGCAGCCAUGGAGGCCAUGAAGGGCAGACUGGCAAAUCAGUACUACCAAAAAGCAGAAGAGGCUUGGGCAAUGAUGGAAGAAUGACACUGAAAUUAAACAGUUCUUGUAUAUAAAUAUUUUUAUACACUUGCUGCAUUUGCAGCUACAAAGAUGUACUUUUAUGUGAUGUUACCAGGUUGGUUGUUUUGUUCCAUAUUUUAGUUUUAUAAUUUUUUUUGAGGGUAGGAAUCUAAAUGCAAGUAGUAUGUGCAAUAUGCCAUAGCAUACUUCUGUUUGUGUUUUAAAGCUGUAAUACACACACAUACUUGGAUCUUUUGUACUUUUUUUACUGUUAGAACUGAAGGGCCUAGUUUUUUUGACAAAAGAAAAUGUGGCCUUAUUAUUUAGGCUUUACAUAUCCUGUUUUUUACACAGCAAAUGAUCAGUAUGUUUACAUUUUUCUUCUCUUCCCCACAUACAGAAAAACGUUUUCCUAAAUUCUCAGCAUUUCUUCAUCAUUUUUGGUGUAUCUCACCAAAUUUGCACAUGAACAUAAAUUUUCAGUUUAUGGAUGCAGCUACUGAUGUUAAUAGGUAGUCCCAUUCUAUUUUGCUGACAUCGUUGGACACUUAAAUGAAUUUCAGAUGGAAUCCUUAUUUUGGUGAGGGGUAGGGAAGAUGAUUCAGAUUGGCAAUGAGGAUAUUCAGGCUGGAAUGUUUUAUUCAUUACCAGCAUUGUAUAUUAUAGCAUUAGAAAAUCAUUCAUGUUCCUGAUAAGGUGAGGCAUCCGGGUACCUCUCUCACUUUCACAUUUUGCAUCAUAUAAGAGUUUAGUUGUAUAAAAUUCUACUGAUCUUACAUUUGUCCAAUGACAUAAAGCAGCAAGAUUUGGAAUAUAUGGUAAUUUAAAGUUAGUUUUACAGUGGCAUCUCAAAUCUCAGUGAAACUAGAUUAUCUCACUUAAAAUGAGACCACAUUUUCCACCAUUUCCAGAUGGAUGUUGAAGAGGUUAGGACAUUGUUGAUUCACGUAUUUCCAUGUACAGAAAACAAUUUCUAUGGUUUAAGUCUAUUUUAUAAUGGUAUUUUACCUGCAAAUGCCAUUUAGAGAAGAAUUGGUGAUUAGAAAGGAAAAACGGUAUUACCCCAGAACACUUAAAUUCAUAUCCUCUCUGCCUAAUCCUAACCUGGUGGUGGUUGAAUUAUGAUUGCAUAGAGAUAAGUUUCUUCAAAUCCAGUGUUUUAUUCCAAAGCUCCUGUGCCAUCUAUAUGGCUAGUAGUAUAGUAUCUGUUCCUAUUCCUUGGUUGUGGUUAAUAGUCAUUUUGCAGGAGAUUUAAGCUGGAAGCUUCUGUCUCCUUGGCCUUGCAGUCUCCUGAGGUGUAAGUUGAUGUGCACAAAGGACAGCUGUAAUGCUCUUAAAAGCAGGUGUAAAGCUAAGCAGGAUAAGAGAUGAUACAGGAUUGAUUAGGAUUUCUUGCAUGUAUAGCCAAGGAAUAUUAACUUCUUGUAAAAUGCAGAAACUGUUCAGGGAACAGAAAGCAGUUCUUCCUUUCCUGCCACUGGAAUCAAAUUGUGCUCCCAUUUUCUCUUUUUUAUGGCAAGUGGAUCUUGAAUUGCUGUUUAGACAGUAUCCAAGGGUGAUGUCAGUAACAGCUGCCACUGUCUGAAAGAGGUGAACUCCUGGUGGUUAAGGGAGGAAUUUAAUCCUUUCUGGGAGGGAAGGGCAAGUUACCCUUGGAUGUUGUGUUUCUGGCUGGUGCUGUAACCAGCUGUGAGCAGCCUUGCAACACAUGGCAACAUCUUUUUGCUGUAAAUUGCAGAGGUCGUGGGAAAGUAGUGCCCAUGGCCUUUUUCUUUUUUGUUUUGUUUUGAGAUGAGGGUGAAGCUCUUCACUUGUUAAUGAAGGAAUGUCUUAUUUCUUAAACUCAGUUGGUCUUAGGUAGUGAGGUACUAAAAUUACCAGAUUUUUGGACCUAAUAUUUUUUGUACCUAACAUGCUGAAAUUGAACCAGAGAAGUGCAAUUCAGAUGAAUGUUUUCAGUGCCUAUCCAAAGUUCUGCUUUAGAUGCCUAAAGCCUCUCUGGAAUGUGGCAUUUUUUGCUAUUUCAGUUCAUAACAUUAAGGUAUCAGCUGUCAAUGAAAGGUGGAGCCACUCACCUCUGAAGACAGUUAAAUAGUCUGUUUUGUGUAGAACCUAUCCAGUGUAGGGACUAUAGCAAAAUCAGACAAAAGGGUUUGUUUCCCUCAUAAGGUGUUGAUGCCAAAUCUUUGAGAUUUUCCUUGAGAAGGAAGCAUGUGUCACAACACCACUACCCAUUAUAGGGAGGAGAUGGAAAGUGCCUGUCCAAAAUGUGCAUGCAAAGGAUGUAGAGUGUAAUUAUUGACACUUUUUGGUGUAGUUUAAUUUGCUAAAUUCCGUAGUUGCUGACAGCUCUUUGUAGAUCUGGUAUGUAAAUGUGCACAAAACUCAGUGCAAAAAUUAUGAUGCUUAUUAAUUCUUAGUUUGCAAAUACUACUUUUUGGUGGUGAAGACUUCCUUGUGUCCUAAGGUGUAUCAGAUGAUUUGGCCAUUCAAUAAAUGGGACUGUCAAUAAUAUGAAAUGGAAAUUGUUUACAGAAAUAUUUGCAACUUAUUCUGUGACAUUCUUUUGAAGGGAAAAACUGUAUAUUUUAAAGACUUUUGCAAUGAUAUUGCUUUAUGCUAUAUUUUUAAUCUAUUCACAAUGAAUAAAUAAAAAUCUGUAUUUUUUAAAAAUGUGAAAAUAAAUCUGAGGCUCAGCCUGCUAGUACUUACCUGGGUUCAUUGUUUCCAGAUGUCAGUGGAAAUAUUGCUUGAUUAGGGAUAUUGAGAUGGAAGCCUUUGUUUAUAUGUCAGACAAGCAAAUACUGUUUGCCUGCAUCACUUAGUCCUUUCAUUCACUUUGUCUGGGUUCAUUCUGACUAGUCAAUAAAAUUGUUCUUUUUGUCACUUUUCUCAGUA
This is a messenger RNA of Oenanthe melanoleuca, 5347 nucleotides long. RefSeq names its product eukaryotic elongation factor 2 kinase (gene EEF2K). Gene Ontology annotation, biological process: protein phosphorylation. The record is from RefSeq and is a predicted model, not a curated record. Lineage: Eukaryota; Metazoa; Chordata; Aves; Passeriformes; Muscicapidae. The transcript is spliced from 19 exons. The coding region runs from base 263 to 2473 and encodes 736 amino acids. Gene Ontology annotation, molecular function: calcium ion binding; calmodulin binding; elongation factor-2 kinase activity.